Molecule: messenger RNA, 687 nt
Organism: Cataglyphis hispanica
Lineage: Eukaryota; Metazoa; Arthropoda; Insecta; Hymenoptera; Formicidae
Product: F-box only protein 21-like
Exons: 3
Coding region: 3-662 (219 amino acids)
Molecular function (GO): DNA binding
Source: RefSeq, a predicted model, not a curated record
UAAUGGAAGAUUACGACACAAAUUUUAUAAUAGAAGAUUACUUCACAAAUCAAAACUAUUAUAAACAUGACAAUGAUUUCAAUUUUAUUUCUUCUUUAUUAUACCAAUGUUUUGCAGAAUACGAGUACAUUGCAGAAUACAUGAAUAUUGAAAAUAUAUACGAAAUAAUUAUAACAAAUUCACUAAGGAUUAAUUCUGACGAGAAAAACAAGAAAUCAUUAAAAAAUAGGACAAGUGUAGUUAAAUUUGGUGUUGGAAUGAUCGUAAGACAUAGCUGGACAGAUCAUUUUUCUAAUAGCCACGACGGCGUAAUUAUUGGGUGGCACAAUAAAUGUGACGAAACGUUUAUAAACAAAAAGAAUAAGAUUCUUUGGCAUUCUCAUCAAUGUCUUAAAUACAAUCACGUUUGCAGAUGUCAAAAAUAUUUAUCCAGUGCCUAUCAACAGCACUAUAUCCUUCUCACCGAGAAUAAUGAAAUAUGUUACGUGGGACAAGAUCAAUUAUCAAUAUGUCCUCCAAAAAAAAUAAAUCAUAUGGAAAUUGGAAGAUAUUUCUCCAAUUUUGAAAGGACUCAUUAUAUACCAAAUGAAAACUUAAGAGAAGAAUAUCCAGAAGAUACUGCUGCAAUAAUCAAAUUACUUGCUAAUAAUGGUUUUUAUUAAAAUGUACAGCUGUUAUCUCAACAAU